Molecule: messenger RNA, 1691 nt
Organism: Sorghum bicolor (sorghum)
Lineage: Eukaryota; Viridiplantae; Streptophyta; Magnoliopsida; Poales; Poaceae
Product: transcription factor PCF7
Exons: 2
Coding region: 1-1386 (461 amino acids)
Biological process (GO): regulation of secondary shoot formation
Cellular component (GO): nucleus
Molecular function (GO): sequence-specific DNA binding; DNA-binding transcription factor activity
Source: RefSeq, a predicted model, not a curated record
AUGGAGGUGCCCACCGAUGUGCAGCUUGUUCUUUCUUCAUUCUUUCCGGCUGUAGGGAGGAGAGGACAAGUGAGUUUGCUCAAGCUGGAGGAGGACAAGAACCAGUUGUCCAAGGGCUUGGACCCUUGGAGCAACCCUACCGCCGCCACGGCCAGCACCCUGCACUACCUGCUCCAGGAGAAGGAGAGAGCGCAGGCGCAGGAGCAGCUCCAGAUCUACCACCAGCAAGGAUUCAGCAGCUACCUCCAGCACCACCACCGGAGGCAGCAGCAGCAGCAGCAGCAGCAGCAGUCGAGGGCGGCUGCAGCAGGAGCCGGCGCCGGCGCCGAUGGCGUCAGCAGCGGCGAGUCGACGCCCGUGGACGCCCUGGCGACCGCAUUCGGGGGCGGCCGCAUCGUGCGGUCCGCCGCCGGGCGCAAGGACCGCCACAGCAAGGUGUGCACCGCGCGCGGCCUGCGCGACCGCCGCGUCCGCCUCGCCGCGCACACGGCCAUCCGGUUCUACGACGUGCAGGACCGCCUAGGCUACGACCGCCCCAGCAAGGCCGUCGACUGGCUCAUCCGUAACGCCAAGGCCGCCAUCGACGAGCUUCCGGCCGACCGGGCAGAGGGGCAGCCUGCUGCCACGGAGGCAGCAGAUGCCACUGAGCCGGCCGAGCAGGUGACGUCGACGUCGUCCUACGGGUUCGGCAACCCCAGUGGCGCCAUCGGCGGUGUGGCCGGCUCGUUCAUGCCGCAUUCUGUCGGCUCCGCCGAUGGCGGCGUCUCCGGCUCCGGCAACGUCAAGUCUUUGUUCCCCUCGUCGUCGACAGCCAGCACCACCCCCACCCAGGACGAGUACAGGGGCUCCCCGCCGGACCUCCUGUCCCGCACGACCAGCAGCCACCAUCCGCAGGAGCUUUGCCUCACUCUCCAGUCUACUAAUAACCAGCAGCACCAGAUCUUCAGCCAUCAUGUGUCCCAGAGCCACCACGGUAUGAUCUCUGGUGCAGGCGUCCAAGGCUGGUCGGAGCACGGCCAGAGAAUGCCGUCGUGGCAUGCUGCUGCUUCGGAGAACAGUAGCGCGGGGGACGGCCGUGGCGCCGCCGGCAAUGGGGACAGCUACAUGUUCGGCGUGCCCCCACGGCAUCAAGGGCUAGACCACCAGGGCCAGCUCUUCUCCCAAGGGGAACCCCUUCAGUCCAGUGGCGGCUGGCCGUCUGCCCGCGCCUGGCUAGACCCUCUCGCCGCGAUCCACCAGCCAUCGACGAUAGCUGGGCAGGUCGGCGGCUUCAGCCAUCUGGUUGGCGCCGGCGCCGGCGGGUUCAUGGGGUUCCUCGCGCCGGCGGCGGCCCAUCAGCGGCUCCAGGGCGAGGAGGAGCAAGGAAGCGAAGCAAUGAGAGAGUGAUGAGCGUGCUUUAACUAUGAGGUAAGGUGUGCGAGCUUAACACACACACUGCGGCUACUCUUCAUUGAUCUGGUUGGUCAUCGAUCAGCUGUAUGUCAUUUCAUGUAGGAGUUUGUUUAAUUUAGGUGCUGGAAUUUCGCAUUAUUACUUAUUAGCUGCUGCUAUAUUCAAUCAUGCCUGUAUAACUAAGGUUUAAUCAAGUCGUCGUUCCCUUUGAACUAGACAGCCGCCGUUACUGUUGCAUUAGUGGCUAGUGGCUACUACUACCUCUGUUUUAUUUCAAUAAAUAUUUCUUUUUUUUUCCA